This is a messenger RNA of Cervus elaphus (red deer), 11142 nucleotides long. RefSeq names its product RAB GTPase activating protein 1 like (gene RABGAP1L). Lineage: Eukaryota; Metazoa; Chordata; Mammalia; Artiodactyla; Cervidae. The transcript has 7 exons. Bases 5427 to 6188 code for a protein of 253 amino acids. The record is from RefSeq and is a predicted model, not a curated record.
UGACAUAGAGGAGUGGUGGAAGGCAGUAUGGAUUCUGUAGUCAGAUCUGAGUUCAAAACGUGAAUUUCUGAAAAAGAAGACAGGAUUUGGAGUCCAAGUUGAGGGUUUUAACCUCUAUGCCACUGUUCAGCAUCUUAGACUAAUUAUUGGACCUCUUCUGCAUCUGUAAAAUGAGUAGCAUACACGUUUCCUUGAAGAAUUGUUGCGAAGAUGAGGUACGUUGUAUGCAAAGUACCCAGCACAUAGUUGGUGUUCAGUAAAUGGUUGUUAUUAGCCUUAUUAGGCCUGCUGCCUCAAAUUACCCAAUUAUUACUAGAAUAAUAUCCCCUUAAUUUGUGUCUGCCCCACCAGUCCCUCACUUCUCUUUCUCCUAUUUCUCCCAAGUAUUGUUAACCUAAUAAUCUAACAUAAGUAUGUUUCUCCCUUUGUUUAUUAAACUAGCUGACAGUAGAAUUCCCACAUACUGCUAUGCAGAUAACUAUUACCAUAUAAAGUACUCAUAGUUGGAAGCUAAUUUCCACCGCUCAAUAAAACCAAUUUUAAUGUAGCUUAUGUAGCAUGCUGCUGUAGAAAGCUUUGAAGUAGUAAUUAUAAAAUAUUUUUAAGAAUCCAAAAUGAAACUCUCCUGCUGCUUGCAUCAUUCUGAUUUUCUUAUUGCUGCCAUCAUUCUGAGUGAAGUCUGGGAAGGGUUCUUUAAAUAGAAGACAGGGAAAUGAAAGACUAAAAUUGUGUAUUCAAAUUCAGUCUGGAACUGAACUUGUUAUUGUUUCUUAUAUCCUUUUUAUGUCAAAGCAGGCACAUAUAAGUGAAUAGUACAAUGCUAUUAUUAUUAUUUUCUUAAAAAGUGACUAUCACACAUAUACUAUUGAUGUGUACAAUUUUUACUGAGAAGUCAAAGUAGAAUUAAACUUAUUUUUGCCAUUUGUUUUGAACAAAGGUACUACUUUUCAGCUUAAAUGCUCUAUUUAUGUAUAUAAGAUAUCCUCUAUAGGUUUUUUUGUGUUAUUAUAAUAGCUUGCUAAUGCAUCAUUCAGCUAAUAUUCCUAUACCCUUUUAAUAAUGUCUAAAAAUUUGUACUGGAGAUAAACCUGGUAAAGUUACGGUCCUCACGUUAUAAUUACAUUUUCAAAGUGAGAGUGGAGCACAUGGUGUUCACCCAUCAGGAGAUUUGUUCUUUCAGAUAGUCAAUAUCUAGUUUAAGAAACUAAUUACAGUUUUAUUCAUUAACUUAGGAAAGUAUCUUAGAAAAUACAUUUUAGCAUCUUAUAAAUUUAAUCCUGUCAAGAGUAAGAUCUAUGCCCUGGGCAUAAGCACUUUACAAUUCAUUGUUCAUGUCCAGGAACUGGGAACCUAGAUAUGAAAAUUCUCAAGAAUAACUUGGGGAAGAUCUUUGAAGGCAUUGAGUCAGAACUUACACAGUUCACUAACAAUCCCUCCUCAACAGUUAGGAUCUGUAGUGUUUAAAAUGCCUUGUUUACCCCCUAGUUUGCCUCCUAGCUUAAUUCAAGAGAAUUAAGAAGGUUGUAUCAAUUAAAAACAAAGACCCAGAAAUGUCAUACCUUAUGAUAUUCCAAGAGAUUUUUUUUCAGCUUGAUACUGUUUCUCUUGGGCAUGCUGGGGUACUGAAAGGGCUGUUUCAGGGAAACCAGACAUGGAUUUAAAGCUCCAACAAAGUAGAGAUAACUUGCAGCACUCACAUUCUUGCUGUGUCUAUCUAAACAUGUGUUUUGUGUCUAUUUUUAUGACAUAUGAAAAUGUCUACUCUUGAGGUUAUGUCAGCAUACUCACCUGUACCUAACACUUGAUGAAAUGGCAUCGGUAUAAAUUUAAAUUUUGGAACCCUAAGCAUAAUGCAAAUGUUCUGGAAUUUGAUAAUGGUGACAGUUGUACAACUUUGAGAAUGUAGAAAAACCACUGAAUUGUACAUUUUAGAAAGAUGAAUUUUUGAUAAUGUGAAUUAUGUCCUCCCCGCCAAAAAAGACCUGCCAAGCUAAAUGUCCCAAGAGAAUUAACAUCUGCCUGCCAUGUUUUUUUCAUAAACCUCAGUCAUACCAGAGGUACCUGUGCAGGAACCAUGCUUAAAGGAGGGAGGUCUCCUGUCAGAGUUAAUCGAUGACUGUAGAUCCUGUAUGUCCUCAUAUUUAUAAGGGAAAGGCCAGCCAACAAAAGUGGGUGAUGAAUUCAUCCUUAUGUGUAUGUGUGUAUGUUUAUAUACAUAUAUGUAUGCACAUAGACAAAACCUAUAAAUAGGUAAUGCAUACAUAUGCACAGUGCCUGUGCUACCUGGUCUUGGAAUAAGUUUGUAUUUGAAACUCAGUGAGCUCUGUAAUGACUGCUUACAGCCUCUGGUUACUCUUUCUGUUUUAUCUUCAUGACUAGAUUCCAAGAUACAGAAAGGAAACUUUAUUGGAAGAAGAAUGUACAGUAUUUAUUAUAAGCCUCUUUUAUUAUCCUUCUUAAGUUUGACCUGGCCGGAUUUGUGUAGUGAUUUUUAUUUGCUCUGAUGUUUUGGUUUGCAUAUUUAUAAAUUUCAGAUUAAGCGAAAUACAAGGUAAAGAGUUGUCUGUAGAAAUACAUCAUGUAUACUUUCAUCUGGGGAUUUAUACAAUCCCCAGAAAACAAACAUUCAUGGAUAUGUACAGCUGUUUUAGUCAUUUUAAAAAUUAGUAGCCAAGCACCUAAUAGGUGGUUAUCAAGUUCAGAAGUUUAAAUAUUGUUUUUUAUUUUAAGAUGAUGAACUGUUUUCAUUUGAGGGAAGUUAGUUUUCUAAUGAUGUAAUCAUUAAUGGCAAUUUUAGAGAACUACAGCCUUCAUCUGUCUUUAGAAGAUGAUAUGCUUUUCUUGUUUAAUUAAAGAAAGAACUACUUGUACAAAUGUGAGUUAAGCCUUCAAAAAGCACAGCUAAUUAAUUAAAUUCAGUGAAUUUCCCAAAGUGUAAUGAAGGUUAUAUUAUUACCUAUUCUGGUUGGGCAAAUCCUAGAAAGAAUCAGGAAUGUUUAAAACCCUCUUGGGUUUUGGGAGACAGUAUUAUAAAUACAUAGUUUCUAAUUGAAGGAUCUUAUCUAUAUUCAGUAUAAUUAAAUUUAGAAUGUUUAACUUCUUUCUUGAGGUUAGACAUAAUACUUUUUUUUUCUUUUUUAACUAAAAUGUAAUUCAAACAGAAAGAAAAUGACUCCUGUAAUUUCACAGAAGGUUUUACUUGCCCAUACUAAUUUUUGUAGAGCAGUUGUCCCUGCAUGUAAUUUAAAAUUAAGCUGUUUAAUUAUAAAUAGUACAAACAAGGUUUUCUAAAUAAAGCUUAAUUUGUAUUUGUAUUAUUUGCUAUCCUUACAUAUCUAAGGAAAUAAUUUACAACAGUGAUCAUAUUUUGUUUUUAAAUUAUGCUAAAGUUUAAAUUAUACUAAUCAUAUCUGGAAAAAAAUGAUCCUCACCCCUGCCCCAUUUUGUUUUGUUUUGUUUUCGUAUUGGACCCUUCCUUACUCAUAGAAGUUAAGAGAAGUGAAUCCGUCUUUGAAAAAUGUUUUUCAUCCAAUGAAAAUAAACAUAUUUUAUUAUUUUUCACAUCACAGAGAUGUUACUGGCUUUUGGAAAUAUUUGUUAUGAAAUCACAUGCUUUUAAUGAAUAGUGAUAAUCAAGAGGAUGGUUUCUAUCUAUCUGUGACAACUUAACUAUAAACCUCAGAUGGCUGCCGCUCUUUUUCUUUUUGCUCUUGGCUAACUCAUGUACUCACUGCUGUAGGAUGGUGGAGAAGGCAAACCUAGGCUCUCUUGAUGCUUCUGGAGCCACUUAGCUAAGAAGGAGCAGGUGGUUUCUGAUGAUGCUUGUCUGCUGAUUGAGUUAUACUUAACACUCAGGGGAGAUACAAAGGUUAUGCAUAUUAAGAAUUUCUCAGUAUGUUUAUCAAUGGUCUUUAGAAUUAAUGCUCCAAAAUUUUUCUUCAAUUUUUAGUACGUCUUGUUUCCUGUUAGAGGAGGAUGACUGGAAAAUUACAUCACACUCCUGUUUCUACAUCAUCUGUAACCCAUUUGCUUUUUAAAAAUUUGAUGUAUACGCUAGAGUAGUAGAGAGAUUUAUAAACCAUAUGGCCCGUGGGCCAAAUAUGGCCCACUGCCUGUUUUUGUAAAUAAAGUUUUAUUGGAACACAGCCACAUGCUUAUUAUCUAUCACUGUUUUUACACAACAAUGGCAGAGUUGAGUAGCUGCAACAAAGACCAUAUGGCCUACAAAGCCUGAAAUAUUUACUGUCUGGGCGUUUACAUUAAAAGUUUGCUGACCCCUGUGCUAGAGUAUAAUCUAAGAUGGUUCUUAAAUGCUAAAAGAAAUUCAGUCUGGUUUGCCAACUGCCAGUUAGUUACUACUGACAAGAUUUUCUCUUUAGUUUGACAUUUAAAAUUGUUUAAAUUUCCACCAGAAAGAUAAAACUGGCUGUGUUGGGUGAAGGAAGAGGAUGAAAUGAUUUCAGAUAUCCAGAUUUGCUUUCUCAAAUCUCAUCUACAAUGUAGACAUUUAAACAUUUUUGUCUGUAGGCAUUUGUCUUUAAAUGUCAAAAAAACUGAUGAAAUUUGAAUAUGAUGACUAUCAAGGCUUUUGAAAGAGGCACCCAGAAGAAGAAAGGUGAGAGUUGAGUGUGUUGUUGCUAAUAAAAUUGCCCUGAGUCUUUUAGGAAAACAUUUUCUCUGGACCCUGGAAUGUCUUUAAAAGCAUGUGCCAAGAAUUCAUUAUAGCAGCAGACAGCAAGCACACCCAAAAUACUGAGCUAGAGUUUAUAAAGCCGCCUCCUUCUCCAUCAUUUUUUCCUUUAAGGCUGAGUUUAUUUUCUUCUGAUUGCCAGCUUCACAUUUCUCUGGUUUCUCAUCUUGGAAAAAAUCACUUUCACCAUUCAUUAUACUGCUUCACCCAAACUCCAAUCCCCAGACACGAAGGAGACCUGGGACCUUCGUUUUUCUUUCUCAUUUCCCUGACCAACAAUAUAAUUCCAUUGCCUGAAGAUGAAAUAUUUUGCAAGGUUGCUGGCUUUGUCAUGCCUGAAGAUGAAAUAUUUUGCAAGCUUUCUGGCUUUAUCAUUGAAGGAAGUUCCUUCCGCCCAGUUCUUAACAACACAGUGUAAACAACUCACACCCUAGUUGCAAAUAGUUCCACAGACAGCGUUUGCAUCAGUCGUGCGGACUGCAAAUAGCAGUGUGGAGAGGGAGGAGCUUAGUGUAUCACUCUUCGCUCCCAUUGGCUGCCUCAAGUAUAAUUUCUUCCAUCAAACGUUAGCUGUCCUGGAGAGAGCAUAGAGUAAAUGACACUCUAAGGAAAAACAACAGAGCAAAAUAGCAUUACCAAGUGUCUGUUUUUUGUUAUCACCAUUUCCUAAUUGUAUUAGUAGGUGUGCAAUUUCAUUGGAUAUUCUUUUUUUUUUUUUUCAAUUGUCUUUGUACCUAUGAUUGAAAACGAUAGUUGGUCUGUGACUUUUGAGGAGAGGGAGAACCGGAGAUUACAGGAGGCCAGCAUGAGGCUGGAACAGGAGAAUGACGACCUUGCUCACGAACUAGUAACCAGCAAGAUUGCUCUGCGGAAUGAUUUGGAUCAGGCAGAAGACAAGGCAGAUGUGCUGAAUAAGGAGCUUCUCUUGACCAAACAGAGGCUGGUGGAGACCGAAGAAGAGAAGAGGAAGCAGGAGGAAGAGACGGCUCAGCUAAAAGAAGUCUUCAGGAAACAGCUAGAGAAGGCGGAAUAUGAAAUCAAGAAGACUACAGCUAUCAUUGCCGAGUAUAAACAGAUCUGUUCCCAGUUGAGUACCCGACUGGAGAAACAGCAAGCAGCCAGCAAGGAGGAGCUGGAAGUGGUAAAGGGUAAAAUGAUGGCAUGUAAACACUGCAGUGACAUUUUCAGCAAGGAGGGUGCUUUGAAAGUAGCGGCCAUAAGCAGAGAGGACCAGGGGAUGGAAUCGGAUGACGAGAAGGACUCUCUUAAGAAGCAGCUGAGGGAGAUGGAGCUGGAAUUGGCACAGACCAAACUGCAGCUGGUGGAGGCCAAGUGUAAAAUCCAGGAACUUGAACAUCAGAGAGGAGCCCUUAUGAAUGAAAUCCAAGCUGCAAAAAACUCUUGGUUUAGCAAAACCCUGAACUCUAUCAAAACGGCCACGGGCACGCAGCCGCUGCAGCCGCCACAGGCCACCCAGCCCCCCAAGGAGAGCACAUAGUUCCAGCCUCACCCAAGCACAGGAGCACAACGAUCAAAGCGACGGAAACCCAGGAAGAGUCCUGGUGUCCCUUUGAAAGGAAGGGAAGGAGGCCAGAAAGCAAGCCAGGAUCUUUCAGUAGCUCUCAAUCUUUCUCGAAUGACACUUUUCAAAGGGGUGUUACUUAAAUUAACCUGAUUUAUGUUGAAUACCUGUGUUUGUGCUUCAUGGAAGGCCAUGUUCCGAUCCAUCAUAGUAUUAUUACACAUUAUUUUAUAUGCCUGAUGUCUGGUUGGAAAUAAGUAAUUCAGAGCUAAAUGCUUUUUAUUUAGAACUAAUUAUUCAUAAUUAUUUUUAUCUUACAUGAAAAUGGAGAUGUCUUUUAUUCCAAGGUUGAAUUGAUAGGAAGAUAUUUGUCACAGCAAAAAAAAAAAAGAUUGAAACCAAAACCUCGUAACUUUUCAGGACUUAUUCAGAUAAAGCACACUGUGGGGCCAGCCAUGACCGUCAGGUUUCCUCUUGAAAGUGAUUCCCUGGACAGCGAUAAACCUAUCCGAAGGAAAGAACAGGUCUGGGGUCGGACAGUUCCCAAAGAGAAUUAGUUAAUUUCCAGAUGUACCCCACAGAAAAUAAAAAUAAAGUGCCAAGAACCAUGGAAUAAGAUAGGCUAUUGAGAACACACACUAGAUAAAAAAGAACUGAGGUUUUUAUAAAUGCAGGAUAAAAUAAAUCACUUUGGUCCUGGUCUCCUAACAGGUCCUUUUCAGAAUUCCACAGGAGAAUCACAAGUUCCUAAGUAAGAAUACAGUUGUGCCUUCUGGCAAAUGUGAAGUCAGAAGUGGAUAUUACAAGUUUCAUCUUUAGGAGACCUUUACCAGAGAAGCCUGAAAAGGCCCAGGAACAGUUACUGUGCUUAGAAUGGAAUGUAGAACCAGGGACAGAGUAUUUGUUUAAUGUUGACAUAUACUUUGUGAAGGAAACACUAAUAUACUCUAACUUUGUUAAAGUUAUGAAAUGGGAAAUAGAGGUCAGCUUCAUAUCACCUUAAUUUAAUAUUAGGCCCCUUUUUCUGAGUUCUGUAGCUUCCUAAGAAUGUGCCCUUGGUACCCCUAGAUGAAGAGAUGCAAAUGCAUUUGUAACAUUUUCAAUUGCAUAUAAAACCUUUAUAGAUAUACUUAUCUCAUGGAAAGGCAAAGCUAUUGUGUAAAAGUUGAUGGAAAUAUUUUUUUCAAUUAUAUUUAACAUGUCUUUAUAAAUAGUCUUUGCAGGAAAUCCUUUGGUAAGGGAGAAACAAAUUUUCCCAUUUUUUAAGCUGUUUUGGAGGCCUUCGGUCCUUUUACGUCAACCAAACUACUGUCGUCUGUGUACAGUAACAUUUAUUGAUGCUCAUCCUUGGCUUCACUGUUGAACAUAUUCUUUGCAGAGGAUCUUAAACCCUGUAGUGGCAGAGUGACUCUCAUCUGUGCCAUAUGUUGCAGUUAAAAGUAACACACUCUUGGAAGUAAAAAUCAUGUUAAGAGCCAUCUCAAGUCCAGGAGCAUGCACUACAAGUUACUCAUGGUGGAUCCUCUCCUCUAAAAUAAUCAUUAAACUCUAAAAAGUGAAGUUCCCCUCAUCGGUAAGUGUUUGUAUCAUCUAUAGCCCAUAAAAUUGAUGUGGUGGUUUGUUAUCCUUCAUUACACUCAUCAAAUAAUACUUUUCUUACAGAAUUCCUUUUUUUUUUUUUUCCGUCCUGACAUCUUUCAUCAUAGUUUUCAUUUCCUUUCACCCCAAAGGAAAAUAACUCAGCAUUCUGAGUAUGUGUUGACUUUAACAUUCCCUAUGUGGUGGUUUAGAAAAGUUAAUAUUUUUUUUUUGUAAAAUAUAAUGGCUAGAAAAUUGCAUCUUGGUACUUGUUUUUGUAAAUCAUUUAGUAAAAUUUGUUAGCUUUUCUGGUACUUUAUGCUUUGAUCCCAAGAAGCCUUGUACAAGUUGCCUUAUCAGAUGGCUAGCUAAAUUAAGGAUGUUCUUUUGUGUUUUGUGAAUCUCGUAAUUCUACUGUACAGAGCUCUUUUUACAUUGCACAGAAUGCCUCAGUUGCAUACUUUUCCUUAAAAGGGUAGUUGAGAGAGAACUAGCUGUAGGUUCAGUUCUUACCUGUAGACCUGGCUCAGUUUUUUAGCCCCUAACAUUUGCUUCUUUAAACAAAAUCACCAGGUACAAACAUUGUAAACAUUUAAUCUGUUGCAUUUUAACUCUUUUAACAGAUUAUAAUGGCCAUCUAUAGAUUUUUUUUUUUCCUCCUCCAGUUCCACAUCAUACUUGGAUAUGUGUAUUAGUAUCAUAGUCUAAACUGUCCCUCACUACAAUGCCUGUGGGUGAGUAGCAAUAGCAAAUACAGAAAGAAAGAAAAUUCAAAAGUUGGUAUAUGAUAUUAUUCAUACAAUGUUACAAUAGCACUAUCCCAGACCACAUGCCUUUCAACAUAUAUUGUUUCAUGCAUUCCAGCAUUAAGUAUCUGCUAGUUUUAUCUUGAAGUAUAUUUGAGAAUUCAUACUCUUCUUUUGAUUUUAGAAAGAGGUUGACCAGCUCAAAUAUCCAGGAAAAUUUCAAAUAUUUCAGAAUGUUUUUCAUCUUGUAUAACAUUCCUCCAAAAAUCCAACACUUGCAGCAUUCUGAAAAGUGAAGAGUUCUCCUUUCAUUAAAUUCUUCAAUAUAAGAGAAUGAAGUUCAAUUUGAUAAUUCAGUCAUUAGCUUUUAUAUCUUGAGAAUCUUAACACAUUCCUUAGAGCUGAAAGAAACGAAGUUGAAUUUUUCACUGCAUAUGUUUUCUAGCUUCCCACAUCCUGAGCCAUGGCACAAUUUGGUUAUAUUUAGUUUCAUAUAAUUUAAUGCAAAGAAAUUCUCAGUUACCUAAUGUUCUGUAUAUGAGUGCCUAUCAGAAACACUAAUAGGAAUGUCACAUAGGCCUAUGGCCUACCUUUCCAUGCAACCAAUAAUUCUCCAUCCCUCUCCCAACUAUUUAGUUGGUGGUUUGUUCUUCAUUGGCUUUCUUAAAAUUUCCAUAAUAAAGUAGAAAUGCAAUCUUUGUACUGAUGUUGGGAUGUUUAAUAGUAUUUAUCUGGUUUCAUUGUUUUUGAAACUUGCGUCCUCUUAUACUAUGUAUUAACAUUUAUGUUUCUCAAACCCUUACUCCAUUUUCCUAAAAUACUUUGCAGUUGAUAACUAGUAGCUUCAUUUCCUAGCUGAAGUGAGAGAAACAAGAAAAUACACAAUUUAAGGCACAAGAGAUGAGAGAUCCUUAAAGGAAUGGAUUCAUUUCUGAGGAUAAGAAUCACACUUGUAACUAAUGUAAGGGAUUGAGUUUUCUUUUACUUUAGUUGAGAUCAGUCUACUAAUUAUUCUGGUAAGGUGGUUGUCCAAUUUCAUGAUUGUAUUAGGGAAAAAGAAGCUUUUAAAAAGUGAAUAUUUUCUCUCUCUGGCACAGAACACUUUUACUUAGUAAGAUAAUUCUGUUGUAUAACUUACUCUUAAAAAAAAAUUCUUCUUCUCUUGCUUCAAGUAUAGGUAAACGAGAGCAUGAACAAACUAUUGUUUGAUUUGAAUGCUGUGAGAUUUGUGUGUGUGUGAUUGGUGAUUGGUAUAAUUUUAUACGGCUUAUCCCUGCCUCUUUGGUAUACCCUGGUACCAUUCAACUGAAUAUGCACAUGGUGAUCGGAUACAGAAGGCCACACCCAGCUCGGCGGCCUGUGUUUCCUACUACCAGAUAAAAAACUCUUGCCCUCUAGUUGCCAUGCUGAUGGUCACAUUGAACUGGAACUGCUCCAGAACAUCUUCCUGUCUCAUAGUGGCUUCCAUGUAACACAGCAGAGCCCUUAGGGAUUGUCUUAUCUUUCAAGAGCUACCAAAAUGAAAACUUGCAUGUGGGCUGCACCUCGAUAGGAAAUGAUCAUCUUGAGUUGUAAGGAGAAAAGUGGAUGUUUAUGAGUAGCUUAGUGACUAGUCAGCUGUCAGACAUUCCUGUCUUAGCUCCCAUCUAAAAGACUACAUGUCAAGCUUAGCUACAAGUGUGUUUGCUCCCUGCUAUAAAAACAUCUUCAUCAACGUGUCCCACUCUCCCUGCCUCCACCCCUGGUUUUUCAUUAGUGGUAUUCUGGAAACUUUUUAAAAAAAGAAUCAUUGAGUAGAAAAUGAAUAUUUUAAGUUACUUUCCUUUUUCAUUGGCAAUAAAUUAACAUGUAAAAUCUUUUCUGUUGAAAUGUAACUUUUAAUAACUAUAUAUUAUAUAUGGAAUAAAAUAUAGGAAACUGAAUGACAAGGACAUAAAUUCAUCAAGACUCUGGUGUCAUGAAAGCACAAGAAUAAAGCCUGGAAUUGGUCCCAGAAUCCAAGAUCGUAAUAGCCUUUGCAUCAGUUUCUCUAUUUUUGGUAUUCUGCAUAAUGUAUGGAUCCUUAAUUCAAAUAAGAAAGAAAGUUUCUCAGUCAGCCUCACUUCAUUUCUUUCAACUCCUACCUUUCCCUUGCUGAGGAGGUAGUAGAAAUUCUAUGCCGUCUGUUUUUACGAAUUCUAUGAUUUUGCCCAUGGCUUCUCCAAUGAAAACAGGUUCCAGAAUAAAGGAGUUGAUUAGCUCAAACAGUGCUAAUUGACUACGAAAGAAAUUAGUGAGCAGCCUCUCUCCUCUAUCAACUGACCAAUUAGAUGUUUCCAUUAUUCCAUGUAUUAUGUAUAGUACACUCUAUAAAUGUAAAUGUAAUGCUUGUUAAGAAAAGUGCAAUUUAUUGUACAUUGUCCCAACAAAUGUUUACUUUUAUAAUUGUUAUGAACUUGAAUUGGAUUAAUAUCUUGUUUUCAUGUGUGAAUGAAGCCUUGUGAAAUAAACAAAUGCAACCGAGAAGGUAGCAAGGUGACUGUUUUUGUGAGCCAGUGAUGUUCUCAAUGCUUUGUGUUGCCCCUUUGGCCCCAUUAAGCAGUAAUAAACAUUUGUUCUAAAAUCCA